UGUCGCCUCAGACUCAGUGUUAUACUGUUAUGGGGGCUUGCACAGACAGCGCAGUAAUGAUAUAACAGUAUCCUUCCGUAGUGCAGCAAAGCGUUCAUAGCUUAACUCCAAAUCCACAGUUAAUUUUAACCGCUGUACGUCUUGUCAUCGAGAACUGCAGUAGUCUAUCCACAUCCCAAAGACAUAACAAUGAAAGUGCUAACUACGGAAGAAAUGCUGGCAUUCUUGCCGCAGUUGGAGAGCGAUUUCCCUCGCAGCCUUCCGAUGUAUCACCUGAUGCGCAACGUCCUCCGUCAGCGCUUCGCCUGGCCGGGCACCGAGUUCCUCGUCGACACCUACCCACAUCCGUCCGUUUGCAUCUGCCGACCACGGAAAAGCGACCCUGCCUACGUUCCCAUAAUGAACGGCUACCAGGUGUUCGUCUACUCCAAAGACGCCGAAGUCUUCCGGCGAAUGUUGUUCGACGAGCCGGAUACGCUGGACUGGACGCAGAAUGUUGUCUUUGCUGACUUACCGGAAGAGGAGCAGGCCGUCAUUCUUGGUGUGGGUCAGGGUUUUCGCGGGGGUACGUUCCAGCAUUUACCGUCUACUGAGGGCUUCCCGGCCGGACAGUGCUACUACCGUCUCGAUUGGUCUACGCUCAAUCUGAAAUUUGAAAUACCCGAUGGUUUUCUUUUGGGAACUCUGCAACCAGAGCAUGCCGACCAAGUCGCUCGUGAGCGCAAUUACGGUCACAUGACCAACAACGCCAUCUACUUUCGCUACAUGCUCGAAAAAGAAUUUCCCACCGCGGCGGUGUUCCCCGCCGGCUCGGACACGCCCAUCGCGUACUGUCUAUACAAGAGCGAAGGCGUUAUUGCCGCCGCGUACACCCACCCGGACUACCGUCGGCGGGGUUUUUUCCAGUUGGUGCUGCGAGCGUUACUCCAGAAGCUUAAAGACAUGGGUGAAGUCAACGUGUGGCUGGAUACGCGCAAGUUCAAUCCAGCAUCGCAGGCAGCCUUCAGGGCGGUCGGCGCCGAGGAGUACGAAGAAUACACUGUGGACUGGAUGCAGUACUGGCCGGCCGGCUGCAGCCCAGUUCCCAAUAAAAACGUCGUUUGACAAAUGUCAACGUCAGAUUUACUCUUCCGUGCCUCACAGGUCAAGAGGUUCGGACAGGUUGUGAUGUCUUAGGAUGACCUUUGUGUAAUUUGCACUUAGCAGUUAGCAGAAGCCCGUUUAAUACCGGACAGUACUUUUUUUACCAGUAAAGCUAUCCUCAUACCGGUACUGGCGUGUCUUAGGUGUCUUAGGCAAUUUUGAUCAUGGCUGACCAAAAGGUAAAAAUAUUGCUUAAUA
This is a messenger RNA of Paramacrobiotus metropolitanus, 1341 nucleotides long. RefSeq lists its product as uncharacterized. The record is from RefSeq and is a predicted model, not a curated record. Bases 190 to 1104 code for a protein of 304 amino acids. Gene Ontology annotation, cellular component: mitochondrion. The transcript has 4 exons. Lineage: Eukaryota; Metazoa; Tardigrada; Eutardigrada; Parachela; Macrobiotidae. Gene Ontology annotation, molecular function: glycine N-acyltransferase activity.